Cicer arietinum (chickpea) is the source of this 620-nucleotide messenger RNA. RefSeq lists its product as uncharacterized. The record is from RefSeq and is a predicted model, not a curated record. Lineage: Eukaryota; Viridiplantae; Streptophyta; Magnoliopsida; Fabales; Fabaceae.
CAUGGCUUCUUUUUGUUUCAAGCAAAAUUUCAAGCUUCUCUUUUAUUUUUCUCUCUUGUGUGUUUUCUUUUUUCUACUUCCUUUACUUUUUCACUCCUUGAAACCAUUCCUUAUGCAAUUUUUCAGCAACAUCAUUGACAAGAGUUACAUGUUCCUUCUCAGCAAUACACUUCUUGGUUUUAUAGCAUUUUAUUCUAGUAUAAUCAAUUCAUCUUCAUCAACAACUUACCAAAGUAUCGAAUAUGUUAUCGAAAGCGAAAAGGGUAGUCGGUUCGAAUUAUAUGAAUCAGAAUCAGAUGCUGCAGAACCAAUUGCUGUGGAUAACUUUAUGGAAAAUGAAUCCCAAACAGAAGAAGAAAAUAGUUUGAUGAUAGUGGAACCAGAAAAUGUGAUUAUAGAUUUAGAAGAAGAUCAAGAAGACGAAAAUGCCCUUAUGAUAAUUGAUGAAUAUGACACAGAGGAAUUAAACAAGAAAUGUGAGGAUUUUAUAAAAAAGAUGAAAGCUGCAUUCUGUUCUGAUUCAAGAGCUGAGAAAAGUUUUUAUUUUGAUUAUUAUCAGAAUCAGAAAUCACUUGUGCUUGUUAAUUAAUUGAGUACCAAUGGAAUCUUUAUCAGAAAAA